AUGCCACGUGUUGAUUUCUUCACUCUGUUACCGGAUGCAUCGGCGGAUGCUGUGGAUUUACUGGGUCAUAUGUUAGCCUUGGAUCCCGAUGACAGGUUAAUUAAUCUUUGUCUUGGUUCGGCUGAGUACUCGGGAGCGAGAAUUUCCGUAACCGAGGCACUCGAGCAUGCAUAUGUACGAGAUUGUCGUGAUCCUGAAGGUGAACCAGUAGCUGAUCAUCAAGUUGGCAUUGAUGCGGAGGAAGAGGCUGCUACGUCCCUAGAUGAUUGGAGAGAAUUGAUUUGGAAAGAGAUCCAAACGUUCCGUAUGUGCUCACGACGAUUGAGUUAUUCGAGUGGAGAUGAUAAAUGUUCGGUUGAGUUAGAGGAACAGUCUUCGUUCUCUGUGAACGAAGAUAGCGAUGUCGACGAUGUGGAGGAAGAGGGAAACUUUUGA
Haemonchus placei is the source of this 435-nucleotide messenger RNA. The record is from the annotation of a GenBank genome assembly. Lineage: Eukaryota; Metazoa; Nematoda; Chromadorea; Rhabditida; Trichostrongylidae.